UUAUAUCUAUCGUGUAUCGUAGGUAGCAAAUCAAAAAUGGGUAAAUACCAUAGAUAUAACUCUUUGCUCCUCCAAGUAGAGCAAGUUAACAUGGAUGAGAUUGCAUCUCAAGUAAUCAACCCUUUCCAAUAUUCUUCCUCAACCACCUCUUCCUCCGCCACUACCACCACCACCACCACGACCGGUUCGUCUUCAUUGUCGUCGACCUCCACCUCCUCGAGAUCGAUAGCCCAAACCAUAUCGUGUGAUGAAAGUGAAAUAGGCAACCUUAAAAAAGGGUCGAAAAGGGCUCAAAAGGGAAGCAAUGGUAACGAAAACAAGAAACAAAAUAGAAAUGAUGGUUGUAGUGAACAUACAACGUAUCGUGGUGUACGAAUGAGGAGUUGGGGCAAAUGGGUGUCUGAAAUCCGUGAGCCUCGUAAGAAAUCUAGAAUAUGGCUCGGGACAUUCCCAACGGCUGAGAUGGCGGCUCGAGCCCAUGAUGUAGCAGCUAUAGCCAUAAAAGGUCAUUCGGCUUACCUUAACUUUCCUAAAUUAGCCCAUUUACUUCCACAACCAACCACCACAUCACCAAAAGAUAUCCGAGAAGCUGCCAAUAAGGCCGGUGCCAUGUACGAUGGAUAUGAAGCCGAGCCACCAAGCCGAGCCAUGCUUUCUCAUUCUCAUUCAUCAACAAGUACUCUUUCAUCAUCAGAUAAUAACAAGAAUCAAGAAUCAAUCAAUUCAAUAUCAUCAUCAACUGAAGUAGUGGACGAUACAUUUUGCGACCUACCUGAUCUUUCUCUCAACAGCAGGAAUGAUAGAUUUCAUCAAUUUUACCCUGCACCACAAUGGCACCUGGCGGAGACUACUGGAUCUGCUGAUAAUUAUAUUAUUGGUUUAAGGCUUGAAUCUGAUGAAGACCCAGUUCUUUGGCAUAUUAAUUAAUUUAUUACCCAUUAACAUCUCAAAUACUAUCCAUCUAUACACCCCUGUAGAAAAUUCAACCCCCAGCGUAGCAAGCCAAAUUUUUUGUAUUAAUAAUGUGAGUGAGGCGAUUUGAAGAUUUUUUACAUAUUUUUUUUAUUGAGUUUUUUUCACAAAUUAGUUAACUAUAUGUUACGUUUUUGAGGAAAGCAUAUAUAAUAUUUUUUGAAUAUUGUAAA
This is a messenger RNA of Erigeron canadensis, 1145 nucleotides long. Its product is annotated as ethylene-responsive transcription factor ERF038-like. Bases 37 to 927 code for a protein of 296 amino acids. Lineage: Eukaryota; Viridiplantae; Streptophyta; Magnoliopsida; Asterales; Asteraceae. Gene Ontology annotation, biological process: regulation of DNA-templated transcription. The record is from RefSeq and is a predicted model, not a curated record. Gene Ontology annotation, molecular function: DNA binding; DNA-binding transcription factor activity. The transcript has a single exon.